GCGGGGGGGUUGGAGAUGGAGUUCGACUGUUAUCAGCAUUAUUUUCUGGAUGACUUCGACACGGAGGAGGAUUUCUACAAGUCCACCGCACCCAGCGAAGAAAUUUGGAAAAAGUUUGAGUUGCUGCCCAGCCCUCCCAUGUCUCCCGCCUGGACCCCCAGCGGGGCUACCAUGCACCUCUCCUCGGGGGACAAACUGAGCUGGCUGUCCAAGAUCCUGGGACAGGAUGAGGAGUUGGAGGGACAGUUUAUACCUAAAACAGAUGAGCUGUUAGGGAACCGCAGCUCCAUCGUUAUCCAGGACUGCAUGUGGAGUUGUUUCCCUGUCAGCAGUCACAUGGAGAAGGUCAAUGAGAGACUGUCUACAGCCCAGACUCAUCUCCCCCUGACACCCCAUAUCUCUGUUAAAACCAGCAAGACGCAGUGCACCUCACCUGAUGUAUCUCUGGCCGGUACCUUGGCAACUGACCUUGUGGACCCCACCGCCGUUCUUACCUUUCCUGCCAACAGCUGCAGAAAGCAGGUGUCAUCCGGCUCUGAGUCUCGCUCCGAUUCAUCUGAUGAUGAGGAGGAAAUUGACGUGGUUACUGUGGAGAGUAAACAGAGUCGGGCUCGGCUGGCUGGUGGCCGAAAACCGGUGACGAUCACAGUCCGUGCAGAUUCGUGUCCCAAACGCUUCCACGUGUCUAUCCAUCGACAGCAACACAACUAUGCUGCCCGCUCCCCAGAUUGCGACCCAGAGGAUGAGGAGGAGAGCGAGGAUGAGCCUCAGAGCAAGCGUACCUGCCUGGAGUCUAGUCAUCAUCUGGGGUCCCAGUCACCCUCCUCGUCAGACAGUCCCCAAAGCUCUGACACAGAGCACACGGACCGCAGACAGAACCACAAUUUCCAGGAGAGGAAACGGAGAAGAGCCCUGCGCUCCCGUUUCAUGGCAUUGCGGGAUCAGAUCCCCGGUCUGGUGGAAUCCACAAAGACCCCAAAGGUCACCAUCUUAGAUCAGGCCAUAAAAUACCUCCUCAAGCUGCACACCAGAGAGAAGCAACAGAUCCAGGAGAAGAAGCAUCUGAAGGCUCGUCAGCAGCAGCUUGUCCGCAGGCUCACCAAUCUGAAGCGCUCUUGAGACCCAAACAAGUGUGUUUACCAAAUAAACUGCCUCAUACCUGGCCAAGGACUGUCACGUUUCAAGAGCUAUGGACUUUAUAUAACGACAUGCCUCAUGUAUAGAGCGUUUGACUUCAUUUUUAAAUAAAUGCCUCAUUCAUAUUGUUAUGGGCUUCCUAUAAUUCGGUUCUUGACUGGCCUAUGAACCAACGCUUGGGAACGCUGGAGGAUUGAGCUUUGUGUGUUUUCAUGCGUUCUCAUUUUUGCACAGUGUUUGCUAUGGGGAGCUGUUGGUAAUGGAAUAGAUUAAUAUAGCUAUGACCAAGAUAUUUCUUGGUAUGCUGUGGUGGGUGAUUAUGGACUUUUUCUCCAAAAAUGUCUUCUGAAUCGUUUACCUGUUUCUAAAUUGACAUCUACUCUGUGUUAAUACGUGUGUGUGCUGAAGCUGUGAAAUGUUGUCACAUUUCAUCAUUGCAUACUUGCUUUGGAGUAAAGUGUAAAAGCCUUGCUGUGUAUAUAGGAAUGAGUGCUCCUUUUCCUGUUUUGUUUUGCAUUGCUGAUUGUUGGGAUGUACAAAUAGCUUAUCACUUCUGUUGAAGGAGACGAAGAUUAAGCUUGUCAUUGACCUCCGCUCCUUUCCGUUACAUGCCAUUGUGCAUUGAGGUGCCUCUAUUUUGUUAAGAAAAUGUAAAAGAAAAUUGGCCGAAAAAAAAAAAUUAAGUUGCACUACUGUACUUUAUAUCCACAUGUCACUUUGUGAUGAUAUUUUCAAUGAUUUACCGUUUGUUUUGAUUUUGAUGCACGAUCACAUUGACGGCAACAUUAAAUUUUGAUACAAUA
This is a messenger RNA of Lampris incognitus (smalleye Pacific opah), 1940 nucleotides long. Its product is annotated as protein L-Myc-1b-like. The record is from RefSeq and is a predicted model, not a curated record. Gene Ontology annotation, biological process: regulation of transcription by RNA polymerase II. Gene Ontology annotation, molecular function: RNA polymerase II cis-regulatory region sequence-specific DNA binding; DNA-binding transcription factor activity, RNA polymerase II-specific; protein dimerization activity. NCBI's taxonomy places the organism in Eukaryota, Metazoa, Chordata, Actinopteri, Lampriformes, Lampridae. The transcript is spliced from 2 exons. The coding region runs from base 16 to 1119 and encodes 367 amino acids.